This is a messenger RNA of Elephantulus edwardii (Cape elephant shrew), 930 nucleotides long. It is a transcript of the gene LDLRAP1, whose product is annotated as low density lipoprotein receptor adaptor protein 1. The record is from RefSeq and is a predicted model, not a curated record. The transcript has 9 exons. The coding region runs from base 1 to 930 and encodes 309 amino acids. Lineage: Eukaryota; Metazoa; Chordata; Mammalia; Macroscelidea; Macroscelididae. Gene Ontology annotation, cellular component: early endosome.
AUGGACGCGCUCAAGUCCGCGGGACGGGCGCUGAUCCGGAGCCCCAGCCUCGCCAAGCAGAGCUGGGGGGGCGGCGGCCGGCACCGGAAACUGCCUGAGAAUUGGACAGACACUCGGGAGACACUGCUUGAGGGGAUGAUCUUCAGCCUCAAGUAUCUGGGCAUGACGCUGGUGGAACAGCCCAAGGGUGAGGAACUGUCAGCUGCAGCUGUUAAGAGGAUCGUGGCCACGGCUAAGGCCAGCGGGAAGAAGCUGCAGAAGGUAACUCUGAAGGUGUCGCCACGGGGGAUUAUCCUGACUGACAGCAUCACCAACCAGCUCAUUGAGAACGUGUCUAUUUACAGGAUCUCCUACUGCACAGCAGACAAGAUGCACGACAAGGUGUUUGCAUACAUCGCCCAGAGCCAGCACAACGAGAAUCUUGAGUGCCAUGCCUUCCUCUGCACCAAGCGGAAGAUGGCACAGGCUGUCACCCUCACGGUAGCUCAAGCCUUCAAAGUUGCCUUUGAGUUUUGGCAGGUGUCCAAGGAAGAGAAGGAGAAGAGGGAGAAAGCCAACCAAGAGAAAGGGGACAGCCCAGGUGGGGCCCACCAUGACUGCACCCCCUCACUGAAGAGCUUGGUUGCUACUGGGAACCUGCUGGACUUGGAAGAGACGACCAAGGCCCCACUGUCCACAGUCAGCGCCAACACCCCUAAUGUGGACGAGGCACCAAGGACUCAGACCUUGAACAGCAACAGUGUUGUUUGGGAACUGGAGGACGGCCUGGAUGAAGCAUUUUCAAGGCUGGCCCAAUCUCGGACAAACCCUCAAGUCCUGGACAUUGGACUGACAGCCCAGGACAUCCAUUAUGCCCAGUGCCUCUCACCUGUUGACUGGGACAAGCCUGAUAGUGGUGGUACCGAGCAGGAUGACGUCUUCAGCUUCUGA